UUGAAGAAGUUGCUUUAGUUUUUUUUUUUUGGUUGUUUAGAGAGCCACAAAGGGCGAGUGAUGAGAAUCGAUUCCAAGAUCACUUGGAAGCGGGAAGGGAAGCUUUAAAUCAUUGGAGAAGUUGCUUUAGUUUGUUGAUGCUCAACCAAUUGAGAAAUUUGCUGAUUUUUUGUACUACGUAAUUUUUUGGGGUUUUAAUUUUGAAGCAUAUUUCUAAUCUUUUGGAUUUUUGGGUUGUUUUUAUCUAUUGGGUUAUUAAGGAAUUUUAAUUUGUACUUAAACCCAUUUGGAGAGUCUGAAAUCUGCAUAUUUUAUUGGAAAAUUUGUCUAUUUUGUAUAUUUGGGGGGUAUUUGACAUUUCAACUACAAUGGCAUUAGUUAGGGUAGAAGAGGUUGGUGAUGAGGUUAAUGAGAAGAUAUAUGUUGCAGUGAGCAAAAAUCAGAAAGCUUGUAUGUCGAGUCUAGAAUGGGCGGUUCGCAACUUGAAAGGAAAGAGACUAUGCUUGGUUCAUGUUCAUCAGCCUGCAAAGUUUAUGUCCAUAUUGGGUGGGAGGUUCCCUAUAAGCUCACUGUCAGAACAGGAAGUUAUGGCUCAUCAAGAACAGGAAAGACAAGAUAUGUGCAAGAUUUUAGACGAAUAUCUUCGCAUUUGUACAAAAGCUAAGGUUCAAGUAGAAAAACUGUAUAUCGAAAUGGAAACUGUAGAAAGUGGACUUGUGGAGCUCAUAUCCCGGCACAAGAUUGAGAGACUUGUCAUGGGAGCAGCAGCUAACAAAAGUUAUUCAAGAAAAAUGGUGAAACCAAAAUCCAAGAAGGCUAACUAUGUCCGCCAACAUGCACCUGCUUUCUGCCACAUCUGGUUUAUCUGCAUGGGGCAUCUAAUCUAUACAAGGGAGGGUAUUAAAAAGUCAUGUUUAAAUGAUGAAGAUCUAAAAAGGCACCAGGCAGAUUCUAAGUCAAGAUGGAGUCAGUUUACUGGUAAACUUUCUAAUUCCUUCAGCAUAGUGGAAUCUGAAGGGAGUUUUGAUCGAUCAUCAACAUUUAGUCUUUCUCAGCUAUCUGUCUUUUCCCGACCUUCUGAAGCUGCCACCAAUUCUACUUCCUAUCAUUCGGCAACAGAAGAUAUAGAGCUGUCAUUUCGGUCUUUUGUUCUUUCUCCUCUACCUGAGGGAAAUCAGCUUGAUUCAUAUUCUCCAAAGGUGCUGGAAGAGGACAUGGAAGACGCUCUUUAUGAUCAACUUGAUCAAGCCAUAGCAGAAGCUGAAACCGCUAAGGAGGAGGCUUAUAUUGAAUCAAUCAGGCGUUGUAGAGCAGAGAAAGAUGCAAUUGAAGCAAGUGGCAAGGCAAAUGCAGCAGAAAAUAUGUACUAUGAAGAGUUGAGAAGAAGGAAAGAACUUGAAGAAGAGUUGGCUAAGACUACAGAAAAACUUGAGAGUACAAAUAAGGUGCACGACAUGGCCUUAGAUAAACUACGGAAUAUAUUGGAUCAGAAUUUGUUACUAAAGAAUCGAACUGAGAAAUCUGAUGUCAUAGGAGAAGAGUUGGAAGAAAAUUUAAUUUCUGCAUUGGAGUUGUUACAGAGCAUCAAGAAGCUAAUUGUGGGGGUGAUUUUUUUUUUUUUUUUUUUUUUUUUUUUGGGUAAAUUAUUGAAAAACCCAGAAAUGGGAUCAAGCAAAGAUCUUUUAGGGGAAACAAGAAAAGGGAUGGUAAUUGAUGACAAGGUAUUUGUGGCAGUAAGCAAGGAGUUGAAGGAAAGCAAAAUUACACUGCAAUGGGCUUUGCAGAAUUCGAAUGGGGAGAAGAACAUUUGUAUAAUUUAUGUUCAUGUUCCUGCCAAUGUGAUUCCCAUGCCAAUGGGUGGGAAAUUUCCAGCUAGUCAAGUGGGAGAAAAGGAACUCAAGGCGUUUCGAGAGCAGGAAAAUAAAGAGAUGAAUAAAAUUCUGGAUGAUUAUCUACAAAUUUGUGCCAAAGUUGGGGCACAUGCCGAGAAACUACAUAUUGAAAGGGACUCCAUAGAGGAGGGAAUUGUGGAAAUCAUAUCUCAACAAAAGAUAGGGAGACUCGUCAUGGGUGCAGCAGCAGAUAGAAGAUAUUCAAGGAAAAUGGUGGAGCCUAAAUCGAAAAAGGCCAACUAUGUGCGUCAACAUGCGCCUGAUUUCUGUCACAUCAGAUUUAUAUGCAAAGGCCGUUUAAUAUGUACGAGGGAAGGUGUGAAGCAACCAAGUUUGGAUGUUGAAGGGAGAUCAUCAAAAUCCUUAGAGAAUGUUCAAAUUGAUGCAGGCAUUCUAAGUCAAAAAUUACAUUCUAGUCUAAGAAUUUCAAAUGAUGAUGGAUCUGAAGGCAGUUCUGAUAGAUAUAUUCAAACACUAAGACCCUGUUUUUCUGAGUCCUCAAUCCGAUUGCCAGGACCCAAAUCAGCUUUUAGUUCGCCUUGUUCAUCAUUCUCGAGAGAAGGAGCCCCAGAAUCUAGUCUGGAGCUGUUAGUUCUGCCUCAGACAAAGAUUGAGCGUCAGAGAUCAUCACCUCCAAGUGUAUUGCAGGAAAGCAGUAUGAAUGAUGAUCUGUAUGAUCAGCUUGUGCAAGCCAUGGAAGAGGCUGACAAUUCAAAGAGAGAAGCUUUCGAAGAAUCAAUGAGGCGUCGGAAAGCUGAGAAAGAGGCUAUAAAUGCAAUUCGCAAGGCAAAAUCUGCUGAAAGUUUGUAUUUCGAGGAAUUCAGACAAAGGAAAGAGCAAGAGGAAGAGCUGCAUAAGCGGAAAAAGGAACUUGAAUUCACAAAAAGCCAGUUAGAAAAGGUUUUGCAGGAACUCCAAGUGGCAUCGGAUCAGAGGUUAUCGCUUGAAAACCAGUAUGAGAAAUCCAAGCUCAUAGAAAAGGAGAUGGAUGAGAAAGUGUUUUCUGCAGUGGGCUUGUUACAGAAGUAUAAGGCUGAACGUGAUGAAUUGCAAGUAGAAAGGGAUCAUGCUCUCCGAGAAGCUGAAAUAUUGAGGAAACAAUUAGAUCAGGAACCAUCAAGCUCACAUGUUCCUUUUUUCUUCUCUGAAUUCUCUUUCUCAGAUCUGGAGAAAGCUACUAACAACUUUGACCCAUCCUUGAAAAUUGGGGAAGGAGGAUACGGGAGCAUAUAUAAAGGCUUUCUACGUCAAAGUCAAGUGGCAAUUAAGAUACUCAAUCCUAACAGCAUGCAGGGUCCUCAAGAAUUUGAACAAGAGGUGGAUGUUUUAAGUAAGCUUCGGCAUCCAAACCUAGUAACUCUCAUUGGUGCCUGCCAUGAAUCUUGGGCUCUUGUGUACGAGUAUCUUUCCGGGGGAAGCCUUGAGGAUAGACUCAUCUGCAAAAACAACACUCCUCCACUGCCCUGGCAAACAAGAAUUCAAAUAGCCACAGAUUUAUGCGUUGUUCUCAUCUUCCUUCAUUCAAGCCGACCUACUAGCAUUAUACAUGGAGAUAUAAAGCCUUCAAAUAUACUACUGGAUGAAAAUUUUGUGUGCAAGCUCAGUGAUUUUGGUAUAUGUUGUGUAAUCUCACAUAGAGAAACAUCGAUGGAACAAACUACAAGGUUUUGUACCUCUCAACCAAAAGGCACUUUCUCAUACAUGGACCCAGAAUUCCUCACAACCGGAGAACUUACCCCAAAGUGCGACAUAUAUUCUUUUGGGAUUAUAUUGUUGCGCUUAUUGACUGGUAGACCAGCCAUGGGGAUAACAAAGGAAGUUGAAUAUGCUUUGAAUAAUGGUAAUCUUAAUUGCUUAUUAGACCCUUCAGCUGGAGAUUGGCCUUUUGUCCAGGCUGAGCAGUUAGCUCGCAUGGCUUUGAGGUGCUGUGAAAUGAAUGGAAGGAAUCGCCCUGAUCUUGAAUCGGAUGUAUGGAGGGUUCUAGAACCCAUGAAAGCUUCAUCUCGAAGCUUAUCUAUGCCUUGGCUGGCUUCUGAUGAUCGAGCGCCUCAUUAUUUCAUAUGCCCCAUUUUUCAGGAAAUAAUGGAGGAUCCACAAAUUGCUUCAGAUGGCUUUACAUAUGAAGCGGAGGCUAUCAGAGGCUGGCUAGAUAGUGGCCAUGACACUUCACCUAUGACUAAUGCGAAACUAGCGAAACAUGAUUUUAUUCCUAAUCAUGCUCUUCGGUCUGCUAUUCAGGAAUGGAUACAAAAUCGCCGCUGUGUGUUAACCCUUUCAGUCAGUACAGGCGUUUAGAGAAAAUCUCACACUUCUUUCAGGUUUCCUAUUACUCAAAACUUUCAGCUUUGGUUAUGUUUGAUUUAGAUUAAUUGUAUAGGAUUUAUUGGUAUAUGCAACAGUAGAUUUUAGUAGGUGUACAUACAUAAAGUUGAUUUGUGCUGUGUGUUGCAGCAAUUGAGGUCUAGAAUUAUGUUAGCAUUCUCCCUUUUGUUGUCUUAGAUAUAUUACGUACGAAGUAUAUGUAAAGAGAUUUUACUUCAUUCAAUAUAUUUUAAAACUUUUUAACAUUCAAGAAUGGGCUUACCAUGAAUUUGCGGUA
Messenger RNA from Chenopodium quinoa (quinoa), 4491 nucleotides. RefSeq names its product U-box domain-containing protein 33-like. The transcript has 16 exons. Bases 369 to 4187 code for a protein of 1272 amino acids. Gene Ontology annotation, biological process: protein phosphorylation; protein ubiquitination. The record is from RefSeq and is a predicted model, not a curated record. NCBI's taxonomy places the organism in Eukaryota, Viridiplantae, Streptophyta, Magnoliopsida, Caryophyllales, Amaranthaceae. Gene Ontology annotation, molecular function: ATP binding; ubiquitin-protein transferase activity; protein kinase activity.